This is a messenger RNA of Microbotryum saponariae, 1044 nucleotides long. Lineage: Eukaryota; Fungi; Basidiomycota; Microbotryomycetes; Microbotryales; Microbotryaceae. The record is from the annotation of a GenBank genome assembly.
AUGCCCUCCUCCCGUAUCCUCUUUCCGGCCCGCAUCACCCCCCGUCAGCGCCUCCUCAACCCAUCGCACCCCUGUCCUUGCUCCUGGCGGCUCUCCCUGCCCUCCUCUGCCUUACCAACCCAACAUCGAUCGACCAGUUCCAAAUCGUCCUCCUCCUCGCAAUGGCUUUCCCGCCAACGACGGGACCCCUUUGUCCGCUCACGCACCAACACCCUCCUCGACCCGUCCGCCUCGUCCUCGCAAUCCUACGUCGCGCGAUCCGCUUUCAAACUACUCGAAUUGCAUCAGUCCUCGAUCGGUGGGCGGAGGAGACCUUUGGUGAGGAAGGGGAUGACGAUCGUGGAUUUGGGUGCGAGUCCGGGCGGUUGGAUACAGGCGUGUAGGACUCUGGUCGGCAGUAGCCGAUCGUCCGGUCGAGCGACACGUGGUGCCCAAGCUCCUCCUUCUCGAGCGACCCCUCGAGCGGGUGCUUCAACCCGGAUCAUAGGUCUCGACCUGCUCCCCUUGGACCGCUCGCUCGAUUCGGACCCCGACCUCGAAUUCCUCCAAGGCGAUUUCCUCGACCCCUACAUCCAAGCCCAACUGUCCGAGCUACUCGGACAAGACCAUGUCGAUCUCGUUCUGUCGGACAUGCUGAACAACCAGUCCGGGUCGACGUUGAGGGAUUCGCAACGCUCGAUCGAUCUCUGUCGUUCGGCUUGGGAAUUCGCGAGAAAGCAUUUGAGCGUUGACAAAGUACGGCCAACGGAAAAAGCAGGGGACGCGGCAAAAUCUUGGCCGAGUAUUCAAUUGGUGAUCAAGUGCCUGCAGUCGGAUUUGGCGAUCGAGUUGGGCAACGAGUUGAGGGGUGAUUUUCAAAAGGUCAGGUGGGAGAAACCCAAGAGUUCGAGGGCGGACAGUCGGGAGGGGUAUUGGGUUUGUUCGGGGUUCAAAGGGCGAGGUGGUGCGGGUGCAGGAAAGGAGUCAAAGGAGGGGAAAGGAAAAACGGGGGCCGGAACAGUCGACGAAGGAGUAGAAGAGAGUAGUGAUGGGCUCUAUUUUUGA